AUCUCAACAUGGGGUUCCCGGCCAGAGUCCUGGUGUUGCCAGCACAAUCGGCCGGGGACCAGCAGUAAAAGAGAGUGGUGCGAUGAACGCUGGUAAACUGGAGGAACAAAUCACCAAUGAAAAACUACGGAAUCUUCAGCGGCUGUUUGAGGAAGCUGAUGAAGAUGGUGGAGGUGGCCUGGAUAUUGAUGAAUUCCGGAUAGCUAUGCAGCAAACGAUGCCUGGAGUUGAUGCACAUGAACUCGAGAUCAUAUUCAUGAAAGUUGACACAAAUUGCGACGGGACAGUUGACUGGGAUGAAUACCUUUCCUACAUGUUGCUGGAGUAUAAGGAAAAAGAUCAGAUGACAUCGAUGCUGCAGGAAAAACCGUUCCCCAAACCUCUGCGAGAAAUCUCCAGUAACCAUCGCGACGACAUCUGCCGCAUCACAUUCCUGCCAACACUGCAAAACAAACAUGAUAACCGCUCAGACAAGGUGGACUUCCUUCAUGGACGUUAUUUAUCCGUCAGUCGUGAGGGUGUUGUGAACUUCUGGUCUCUUGAGAUGAACAAUCUGAAGACGAAUGUGCUGGAAUACACUAAAGACAAAACGUUGUGGGUGACCGAUCUCGUCUGUUUGCCAAAUGUGAGCAUGCUUGCUAUCGCGUCCACGGAACGGGACGUCUCUCUCUUAGACCUCAACGCGAACAAAUUCGACCGGAGCUAUCGGAUCAGCGGACUGGACCACUGCGUGCUGAGUAUGGACUACUGGUUCGAUAACAAGAAUCUCAACAAUGCUGUGCUCAUGUGGGGAGACGCCGGGGGUAACGUCUGUGCUAUCGUGUUCAAGGAAUGUAUGAACAGUGGAGGACUGUUUGCGAAUUACGCGGGUAAGAAGGUAUCAAUCGGUCAGAGGAUUCCCAUAGGAGAAUUGCUAAAGGGAAAGGUGAAAGGCGUCACUGCGCAUAAGUUGACGGCCUUGCAUGACGACUGGAUAUGUCAGGUCCGUUUCUUCCCUACUCUAGACUGUUUCAUUUCGUGCUGUGUCUCCGGCCCGACUGCCAUGUACAUGGGUGACCUUGGGCAGAAGAAGGUCACAUCUUAUUUUGUGAACAGGAAAGGCAUCUUGUGUUUUGACUAUGACAAAGUGAGUAACAUCAUAGUGACGGGUGGAAUGGAUCAUUUAGUAAGGGUGUGGAAUCCAUACGUUAAUAGCAAAGCGAUUGUGGUCUUUAAGGGCCACACGAAGGCUGUAGAACACGUGAUCAUCAACCCAGUAAAUGAGCAGGUCAUCAGCAUCGCUAAAGACAAGACGAUCCGGGUGUACAACCUGUCUGAUCAAAGUUGCGCGCAAACCAUACCGGGGAGCAAGAUUACGAUCGGACCUCACUAUAUUACGGCAGUGUUCUUGAACGCGAGGACACAGUCUCUUAUACUCGGAACGAACCAGUUGGCUAUCUUCGAGCGCAAGGACGAAGAACGUCAACAGGUGGUCAAAACACACAACGCACCAAUCACAUCGGCGAUUUACAAUACAUUGUUCAACCAGGUUGUGAUUGGAUGUCAUGAAUCGACUGUCAGCGUAUGGGAUUUGAACACAGGAGAGAAAGUGAUCCAGUACACAAAUGCGCACAAGAUCACUGAGAAGGGAGAAGAGAAAGGCAUUGAGAUUACUGCGAUGGUGUUUGACCCGACGGGCCGGAGACUGAUCACGGGCGCGCGGGACGGGACGGUGAAGAUUUGGAACUUUAAUAACGGAGCUAUGCUCCGGGAGUUCGAGACAGUUGGAGACUCUGAAAUUACUGGUUUGGUCUGUCCGAGACAGAGGAUACUGAUCAGCGGCUGGAACAGGAGGGUGACAUCCUACAUCGACGCGAAAGACAUGGAGGACGAGGAGCCGACGGUUUGGGAUGUGAAACAUCAUGAUGAUAUCUUGUCGAUGGCGCACAAUGGCUCCAGCAGUCUUGCGACUGGGUCCUACGACGGCGACGUCAUUCUAUGGUCGCUUGAGACCGGACAAGUUCUAUGCAGGUUGAAUCCGCGCGAAGGCACAAAACCUCAAACCGUCGUGAAACCAAUCAAACAACCUCGACCACCAACCGCGUUCUCGAUGACUUCGCGUGGUGUCACGGAUAUGAAUCAGGAGCAACUGUCCUCCUUGGUACCCAGCAGCAACCAAGAUACGCCCAGGGCAGUUGAGAGGGAGAGGACAUUCAUGUCAGUCAAAGAGUGGGUGAACGAGAAAAGCAAGAAUCGCAAGACACUCUUGCCGGCGUCUUCAUCAGGAAGACGAUCACAACAAGAGGAAGACCCAUCUGUCAAAUUACCCGACCUCGGCACUAAAAGCCGAAAUCUGGUCCAGUCAUCGGUUGAUCAACAUCCAGUUUACAUGGAAGAAAAGAGUUCUGGAGGUUGGAAAUCGAAGGAUGGUACAAAGUCUCUAGAUGGCGCAGCGACCAUAUCGAGCGAGGAAGCGGUCCCCGCAACUCCAAGAAAUGAACAUGAUCAGCCCGUUACCGUUCGAACAAGCUAUAGUGCUGCUGAUGAUGAUGAAGAGGACGGCAGGUCUUACUCCAUUGAUAAAGUGUUAUUCUUGACUAGACGGGAGGUUGGUAUGGAUACGGCAACCUUGAUGACCGGUGGUGGAGAAGGUUGGGUCAGAGCAUGGUCCGUACACCACAAAGGUGGCCUCCUGGGACAGUUUGUUGCGGUGCACAAGCCAGACGAGUGCGUCACAUCUAUGUUCGUUGAUCCACGCAAUGAGUUCCUGGCGACUGGAGAUUCAGCAGGGUACGUCAAGGUCUGGGACAUAAGUGAUUACUGUAUCUCGGAUGAACAAUUCGCAAAGAUCUUCCCAGGUGACAGGAAAAAAAUGAAGGAGGAAAGACAGAGGAGGUUCCCAUAUUUCAGAUUUGAUAAAAAGACCAAAGAGAUUCGGGACAGAUGUAUUGCCUUCGAUCAGCUCCCGACUCCGAAUAAUAACAGUGACCCGCUACGGACGAUGAAGAUGCCUGUAUUACUCAACUCUUUCCGUGCUCAUUUGAAAUCAAUCACUUGUCUCGACUUCAUCGAGAAAAGGGAUAUGAUUAUAUCGAGCAGCUCUGAUUGUUCUGCUCGACUCUGGACACUUUGCGGACGCUACAUCGGAACAUUUGGCCAAACAAGACCGUGGGAUAUUAGACCGGUUGAGAAGCCAAAGGAUUUGCCGUAUUAUGCGCCUUCAGACGUCAAAAAGGUUGGGUCCGCUGCCACGCUACAAGUCUUGAAGGGAGGCACUAGGAACAGGUGGAAGAUGGCACGUAACGUCGUGCUACUGUGGAUCCUCAAGUCCAAGAAGGAUAGCUAUGGCAACAUAAAAAGUUUUCAUGACAUUGAACCGCAAAGGGAGGAAUCGCCUGUCAGCGUGGUCAGCGAAAGCAUCCUUGGGAAAUACUACAAACCUAAAGUUCGACAUAAGAUUGCACCAACAUUGCCACCUAUCAAACAUUCGCAAAACCAGGUGGUGGUUUACUCGAGUCUCCCCUUCAACGACCUUACCCCACAAGAGGAGUGCGAGGCAUCUACAGAAUUGAAAGAAAUCCAAAAACGACAUAAUUUGACGACAUCACUAGACCAAGGUGGCAGUUCGAAAUUCGCACAAAAGACCCGCCCUGCCCUUCAAGGUCGGCGAUUGUUCCAAAGGAGUGUCACAAAGGGCUCCAUGGUAGCCAACAAUGGACGGAUGGAUAUUGAAGCGGUGCUUUCCGCCAUGAAGGGACGAGCAGCAGACAAUGCAGGAGAGAGAUUGUCAACAGUUGUUCUAGGGCCGGGCAAAAAUAAAGCAGAUCCUGCCCGACACCAACCGCUGAGAUCCUUGAACGAAUCCGCAGACGAAAAAAGAAAAGGAAAUCGUUUCAUAUGAAGAGGCGACAGAGUUCACCUCGCCAAGCUACCAACAGUAGGCCGACCAGAAAUCAGAGUACUUCCGCACUGCACAAACUUCCGGACGGUGCUUUGAUAAGUCCGUGUCUUCAGUAACCAGCCA
Messenger RNA from Lineus longissimus, 4003 nucleotides. RefSeq names its product WD repeat-containing protein on Y chromosome-like. Bases 83 to 3880 code for a protein of 1265 amino acids. Gene Ontology annotation, molecular function: calcium ion binding; protein binding. The record is from RefSeq and is a predicted model, not a curated record. NCBI's taxonomy places the organism in Eukaryota, Metazoa, Nemertea, Pilidiophora, Heteronemertea, Lineidae. The transcript is spliced from 4 exons.